Aspergillus wentii DTO 134E9 is the source of this 1947-nucleotide messenger RNA. Its product is annotated as CeGAL family transcription factor. Gene Ontology annotation, biological process: DNA-templated transcription. The coding region runs from base 1 to 1947 and encodes 648 amino acids. Gene Ontology annotation, molecular function: zinc ion binding; DNA binding. NCBI's taxonomy places the organism in Eukaryota, Fungi, Ascomycota, Eurotiomycetes, Eurotiales, Aspergillaceae. The record is from RefSeq and is a predicted model, not a curated record. The transcript is spliced from 3 exons.
AUGAGAAAGCCAAUAGAUGGGUCUGCUAGCUUUCUAGGGAGCUCUAGUGGGAUUCACUUCAUACGGACUGUCUAUAAUGCUUUUGCCCGUCGCUCUGCAGAUUUGAACCAGGCCAAAGUGCGAAACGAGAAUCUUGUUCCCGGGGAAGAUGACCAGCUGCACAGUAACCAUGAUGUGAAUAAGAUAAACAGCGAGCUCUGGGCCAAGGAUGAGCUUGAUCCUACCUUUAGGGGCCCUCCUUCUUUUGAGAAACUUGUUCAGUGGACGAAGAGCUAUUUUGAGACCUGGCACCCAAUGUUUCCCUUCCUGCAUGCCCCGACUGUCCUGCAUCUUCUCGAAAAGGUCAGUCACAAUGGCCUUGCAGGUAUCAGCCGGACUGACAAAAUCAUCAUCCGAUCAAUUGUCUCUAUUUCCUUGGUAGAUAGAAGGCAGAUGGAUACUCCCGGAGAGGCCGUACCGUCAAACCUGAUGUUCUGGACGGUAGGCCAAGCGAUGGACAGUCUACAAAUUUUAUUCAGCGAACCGACUACAAUCCAGCUCUUACAGGCCGCGUUCAGUGUGGAGCUAUUUCUUGCAUCAUUGCUACGUCUUAACGCUGCGUCGCGAAUUGGGGGUGUCAUUACUCGCAACGCCUUCCAUCUUGGGCUUCAUCGUUGCCCUGCACGCUUUUCGUGCUUCAGCCAGGAAGAUAUAGCUAUUAGACGUCGCCUUUUCUGGUCUAUAUACUGUCUCGAGCGAUAUCUUUCACAAGCAUUGGGAGUUCCGCUUAGCAUCAAAGAUGACGACAUUGACGUGUGUUAUCCCGGGGCUGAAAGACAUCAGCAGGAAGGUUGUACAGUAGCUGGCGAUGACAAUCGACUACGUCUCCUCCAACAUCUGGCAAAGUUUGCCAAGGUCCGGGGUCUUAUCCUGGAACUCCGCAAUAAAUCGAUAUUCCACAGCCAAGACAACCCCACGGGGGCCACGCAGGUCAAUGGAUCACUGGCACACUGGUGGAACGAGGUAUACGACGAUGUUUACCCUGUUGGUUUCGAAGACGCAGACACACGGGAGGCACUGAGCCCAUUCCAUCGUUUAGUGUUGAUUGUCCUUCGGCAUGAGUCCAUAAUUUCAAUGAAUCGGCCUCUUUUAGCCACAGAGGGGUCUACGCCUGAGUCUGAAACCGCGUUGCAAAUAUGCAUCGAGUCUUCGAGGUCACUUAUUACCGCUCUAACAGGAUAUAUGACUUCUGGGCCCACAAAAUCGCAACCAAAUGACUCUGCGCAACUUAUCCCCUUGGUCUGGCCCUCCUUCACUUGGGCCGUCUGGAUGGCUUGUUUAAUUCUGAUGUACGCUGCUUGGGAGCGGGAAUUUCCCGUAAACGCAGCUUUAAGAUAUGCCAAGUUAGGCUUGUCUAUACUAGAGAACCUCUCAUUGCGCGGAAGUAGCUGGCCAAAAACAUGUAUCGAAGCAAUUCGGGACCUCGAGUCUGCUCUUUCCAAAACCGUGGCUGAACUGGAUCCGGCAAUUAGAUAUCCAACAGCCAUGGUUUCCUCUAUCAAGGACUUUUCUAACGCCACUGGCAAUCGCGACAUCCCGUCCGAUCGGCCAGCCUUGGAUCGUCCACCUCCGGUUUCUUCCGGUGACCACGGUCAAGGACAGAGCACAACAUUCGAAACAGCAAAUCUACACACGCACAGACUUGAUCCAGGAACAAUGUCUGUUACAGACGGGCAAAUAAAUAGUCACAUUAGCCAUGGUAUCGCUUUACCAGACGCAGCACUGGACAGCAAUUGGAACGGGUAUAAUUCAGCCGGGCUGAUCUUCGGGGACAGUUCCGGGUUCUCAUCUUACCCCGGCUUUCCCGGACAGGAAGGAUUGUCGGGGGUUGAUUUGGAAAGCAUAUUUACGAGCGAUGUAUGGAGCGUGGCUGAUGGCCCGUGGCUGCUUCACGAAAAUGGCCUAUGA